This is a messenger RNA of Closterium sp. Naga37s-1, 16350 nucleotides long. The record is from the annotation of a GenBank genome assembly. NCBI's taxonomy places the organism in Eukaryota, Viridiplantae, Streptophyta, Zygnematophyceae, Desmidiales, Closteriaceae.
AUGUCGGAUCCGAGGUAUCCUCAAGGCUAUCCGCCUCCGCAGGGUUACCCAGGGUAUCCUCCUCAGGGUUACCCCCCACAGCAAGGCGGUUAUCCUCCGCAGCAGGGUUACCCGCCGCCACCCGCCGGUUACCCCCCUCAAGGGUAUCCUCCACAGGGUUACCCACCCGCCGGUUACCCCCCUCAGGGAUACCCCCCACAGGGUUACCCGCCUCCCGCCGGCUAUCCCCCUCAAGGAUACCCGCCUGCCGGUUAUCCAUCUGGUUCUGCGUACCCCGCACCCCACGGUUACCCAGCUGGUCAUGUGGCUCACGUGCAUGUAGCCCAUCACAAAAAGCACAAGAAGGGGAAGUACAAGGGUUUCAUUGGCAAGCGCAAGGGAUACCCCCCACAGGGUUACCCCCCUCAAGGAUACCCGCCUGCCGGUUAUCCGUCUGGUUCUGCGUACCGCGCACCCCACGGCUAUCCAGGUGGCCAUGUGGCUCACGUGCAUAUGGGCCACCACCACCACAAGCACAAGUACAAGCACAAGGGGAGGAAGCACAAGGGCUUCUAUGGCAAGCACAAAGGCUUCUAUGGCAAACGCAAGGGCUUCUAUGGCAAACGCAAGGGACUGCGCGUGCGGAGAUUGAUCGCCGAGCGCGUCGCUGCGCUGCGCGACUUGGCUGUGGCCGUGGUGCGGAGCCGCUGGCACUACCUCUUAAUCGACUUCCUCCUCGUCGCGCUGGUGGCCGUGCAGCUGUGGCGCCACGUGUCGCAAGGCGAUUGGAGCAGCCGGCCGCCUGUUGCGGAUCUCGAGGAGAUGAAACUUGAGAGCAGCGCGGACGGGCUACCGAGUUUCUUCGCCUGGCCACCCGCCUCCGAUCCGCAAGCCUCCCCUCCCUCUCCAUCCUCGCUAAGAGCUGACUCGGUUAAAGAGGAUUUCCGCCUGUCAAAGUCACUCUCGUCACAGUCACAACGGAUCUCGGCAGAUGUAGUCUCGUUAGUGGCGACCCCGGGAUUGCAGCAACUGCGGGGAAAGCCCGCGCUACAGACGCAGCCGUUGAUUCUGACUCACUCUGAGACGCGCAAAUCUGAGCCGUCGGAUGAUUCGUCAAAUCCGGUGGCUGGAAGCAGCACAUCUGAGAAUGCAGCUGCUGGUAUUCUGGAUGCUGACGUGGCAGUAAAGCUGUACAGUGCUGCGACAGGUUCUGACGCGGCAUCUAGUCAUGAUGACGUGGGACCAUCAAUCUCAUGGAUUCCCCGGACACCAGAUCUUCCACUCUGCUGGACGUCCACGUCAGCAGAGCCAACAUCCCCGUUACAAGUAGCACCAGAACCCGCUAUAACGCAAGGCGGACUGUUUGUAUACGGCAGCGGCUGUUCCUUCUGCACUGUAGGCCAGACCUGCACGUUCUUCAUCAGCGUCGAAUCGCCAGGCGCCACGUGGACACUCCCUCCCGUUGCUGACGCGACCAGCAAUGAUAGCAGCAGCAGCACCACCACCACCACAACCACCACCGCCACCGCCACAGCAUCACCAUUCAGCUAUCCCUCAAACUCAUCCGUGCUGGGCGAUCCUCAACAAGCUGCUCCGCCCGCCAACUCAUCUGUGCUGAACAAUCCUCAACCAUCUGCUCCGCCCGCUGCUGCCAACUCGUCCGUGCUGAGUUGGUGGAAGCGUGAGCUCGCUCUCUCCCUCACCGGCCCCUCGCUGCUCCACGCCGACCCUGUCUGUGCCGACCCUCCCGCCUGCUCCCGGUUUGUCGUCGCUUUCCGAGCCUGGGAUGCUGGGACGUACUGGGCUUCCCUCCAUGCAGGAUGCUCCAACCUCCUCCUUACACCCUCAUCUUCCUCUUCUUCCUCCUCCUCCUAUUCCUCCCCUUCUAAUGCUGACGUCACUCAUGACGUGGCAGCAUGGACCAUCACAAUCCUCCCCUCGCCGCACACACUCCCACCCAACACACCACCCACCUCUCUAAACGAAGCAGCAGUCACCAGCCGGCCAUCUCUUAACGAAGCAGACAAUAGCGAGGAUUUCACGCGCCGGCUGCUGCUGCUGGCGACGGCAGGGCAGUCGAGCGUGGGAGGCGAGGCAGCAAGCGCAGAGGAGCGAGUAGGAAACUCCACCCUCAAAUAUCGGACCACUGGAGGGGAAUUAGUUCCUCCUGGGACGUCAUUUGAGCCGCUUCCAGACGCUGCUCCUGGCGACGGCAGGGCAGGCAGCGGAAAGGAGAAUGUAGGAAACUCUGUACUAGCUUCCCAUGCACCUCAAGCAGACUCGGCCGCUCCUGGGCUGCCACGUGUUCUAAAAGAGAGAGCACAGGAAUCCGAGAAGAGAGAAGAGAACGAGGAAAAGGAUGAGACGCAGGUGACUAGCAGAGACGGUGAACAGGAACGGGAGGCAGACGGGAGCGGUAGCCUGUGCAGCGGGUCAGUAAUGGGGAGAUGGCUUGAGAUAAAUUCCCAGACUGAUGCUGACAGUGAAAAGGUCAACGCCAACGCCAGUGGCAGUGGCAGUGGCAGGGGCAUUGGCAGCAGGAGCAGCAAGAGCAGCAAGAGCAAAGCCACAUGGAAGUGGGUACCCUUCCCCUGUGCCCCACCAGAGACCCCAGUGGGCGAGUGGAUCUCCUCCCUCACCCGGCGAGGAAUCAGGGAGAUCUCGAUCGCGGGGGACUCGCACCACCGCAUGCUUGCCGCCCACCUCUUCUACAUGCUGUCGGGCCAGGCCGACCUGAGGAACAGAAAGGGGCGGCACGACUUGGCGUUUGUGGCGCGGAACGGGAGGAACGAGACGCUGCGGAUUAAUUUCUACUGGGUGGAUGGGAUCUACCGCAACGACGAGUUCGGCUGCACGCACCGAGGGGCCUUUUCACAGCAUUACGAUUCCUUCCCCAACAUCUCCCUCUCAAGUGACGUCAUCAUCAUCAACAGUGGCUAUUGGGCCGGCAAGCGUUGUCUGCAUCCGCUCUCCGCCCUCCGCACCCACCUCCCUGAAUACCUUGCCUGGGCCCGAUCCCAAGCCUCCUCUGCUGCUGCUGCCGCGCCUGCUGCUGCUUCUUCUGCUGCCCAAGAAGCCUCCUCUGCUGCCGACGCUGCUGCUGCAUCUGCCAACAACCCUGCUGAUCCUUCUCCUGCAGGUUCAGACCCAAGUGGUUCAGGCUUUGAAGAUCAACCAGCAGCAGCAGCAGCAGCAGCAGCAGCAGCAGCAGCAGCAGCCUCCCUGACAGCAGGUGCAUUCUCAUCCCCCCUCUCUCCAGCACCAAGCGGCGGGGCCAGCCUUCGGGGGACUUCAGCUGCUGCUGUGAGCAGGCAUUCCGCCGCCACCGACGCCAACGAGGCGUCGCUGGAUUCGUCCGAGUGGUCGCUCUCGGACAAGCUCGUCGCAGGGCGACCAACAACCGUCGCAGGGCGACCAGCUGCCGUCGCAGGCGACGCAACGGGGUCGCAGGAGCGGGGCAGCGGCGACGCUGCGAGCGACGUCGCGGGCGACAGCCGCGGACGCGGACAGGGAGAAGCCGGCGAGGGGGGGCGGCACCGAGAGGGGGGCGUGGCGGCGGAUGGGGAAAAAGGGAAAGCCAAGGAGGAGGAGAAGUUCGAACACGUUUGUUAUUCUUCUUCAGCCCACACACCAUGUUCUUGCGCAUUCACCUCACGCGCGGAGGUGGUGGUGGGUGGAAGUGGGUGUGGGUGGGCGGGAGUGCAUUGCCUCAUGUUCUUUAUCUCCUUCCCCCAACGUUCAAAAUCGUCCCCGACGGGGUCCUCUCUCCCCGUUUCUCUGUCCCCCGUCUCUCCCCCCAUCAGCCCCAUGGAAGGGCCACUAUGUGGUUCCGCGCAACCACCUUCCCCCGGGAGUGGUGGUGGGCGGAAAGGGGUGUGCGCGCUGUGUGCGCGGAAGGGAGUGCGGCAUGCGCGUUUGGAUCAACGCCCCGGCCAGCUGGGUGCAGGUGGGUUAGAGAUGGGUGCUGCUGGGUUUGGGAUGGGUGCUGGUGGUGCUAUGAGAUGGGUGCAUGGGUGCAGGAGGGUAUUUGAUGGGUGCAGGUGGGGAUUGCAUCUCCAUCAUCGCCCUCACUCACACCUUCCCUCGUCGCCCUCACUCACACCUUCCCUCGUUGCCCUCACUCACACCUUCCCUCAUCUCCCUCACUCACACCUUCCCUCAUCUCCCUCACUCACACCUUCCCUCAUCUCCCUCACUCACACCUUCCCUCAUCUCCCUCACUCACACCUUCCCUCAUCUCCCUCACUCACACCUUCCCUCAUCUCCCUCACUCACACCUUCCCUCAUCUCCCUCACUCACACCUUCCCUCAUCUCCCUCACUCACACCUUCCCUCAUCUCCCUCACUCACACCUUCCCUCAUCUCCCUCACUCACACCUUCCCUCAUCUCCCUCACUCACACCUUCCCUCAUCUCCCUCACUCACACCUUCCCUCAUCUCCCUCACUCACACCUUCCCUCAUCUCCCUCACUCACACCUUCCCUCAUCUCCCUCACUCACACCUUCCCUCAUCUCCCUCACUCACACCUUCCCUCAUCUCCCUCACUCACACCUUCCCUCAUCUCCCUCACUCACACCUUCCCUCAUCUCCCUCACUCACACCUUCCCUCAUCUCCCUCACUCACACCUUCCCUCAUCUCCCUCACUCACACCUUCCCUCAUCUCCCUCACUCACACCUUCCCUCAUCUCCCUCACUCACACCUUCCCUCAUCUCCCUCACUCACACCUUCCCUCAUCUCCCUCACUCACUCAUCUCCCUCACUCACACCUUCCCUCAUCUCCCUCACUCACACCUUCCUCAUCUCCCUCACUCACACCUUCCCUCAUCUCCCUCACUCACACCUUCCCUCAUCUCCCUCACUCACACCUUCCCUCAUCUCCCUCACUCACAACCUUCCCUCAUCUCCCUCACUCACACCUUCCCUCAUCUCCCUCACUCACACCUUCCCUCAUCUCCCUCACUCACACCUUCCCUCAUCUCCCUCACUCACACCUUCCCUCAUCUCCCUCACUCACACCUUCCCUCAUCUCCCUCACUCACACCUUCCCUCAUCUCCCUCACUCACAACCUUCCCUCAUCUCCCUCACUCACACCUUCCCUCAUCUCCCUCACUCACAACCUUCCCUCAUCUCCCUCACUCACACCUUCCCUCAUCUCCCUCACUCACACCUUCCCUCAUCUCCCUCACUCACACCUUCCCUCAUCUCCCUCACUCACACCUUCCCUCAUCUCCCUCACUCACACCUUCCCUCAUCUCCCUCACUCACACCUUCCCUCAUCUCCCUCACUCACACCUUCCCUCAUCUCCCUCACUCACACCUUCCCUCAUCUCCCUCACUCACACCUUCCCUCAUCUCCCUCACUCACACCUUCCCUCAUCUCCCUCACUCACACCUUCCCUCAUCUCCCUCACUCACACCUUCCCUCAUCUCCCUCACUCACACCUUCCCUCAUCUCCCUCACUCACACCUUCCCUCAUCUCCCUCACUCACACCUUCCCUCAUCUCCCUCACUCACACCUUCCCUCAUCUCCCUCACUCACACCUUCCCUCAUCUCCCUCACUCACACCUUCCCUCAUCUCCCUCACUCACACCUUCCCUCAUCUCCCUCACUCACACCUUCCCUCAUCUCCCUCACUCACACCUUCCCUCAUCUCCCUCACUCACAACACCUUCCCUCAUCUCCCUCACUCACACCUUCCCUCAUCUCCCUCACUCACACCUUCCCUCAUCUCCCUCACUCACACCUUCCCUCAUCUCCCUCACUCACACCUUCCCUCAUCUCCCUCACUCACACCUUCCCUCAUCUCCCUCACUCACACCUUCCCUCAUCUCCCUCACUCACACCUUCCCUCAUCUCCCUCACUCACACCUUCCCUCAUCUCCCUCACUCACACCUUCCCUCAUCUCCCUCACUCACACCUUCCCUCAUCUCCCUCACUCACACCUUCCCUCAUCUCCCUCACUCACACCUUCCCUCAUCUCCCUCACUCACACCUUCCCUCAUCUCCCUCACUCACACCUUCCCUCAUCUCCCCUCCCUCACUCACACCUUCCCUCAUCUCCCUCACUCACACCUUCCCUCAUCUCCCUCACUCACACCUUCCCUCAUCUCCCUCACUCACACCUUCCCUCAUCUCCCUCACUCACACCUUCCCUCAUCUCCCUCACUCACACCUUCCCUCAUCUCCCUCACUCACACCUUCCCUCAUCUCCCUCACUCACACCUUCCCUCAUCUCCCUCACUCACACCUUCCCUCAUCUCCCUCACUCACACCUUCCCUCAUCUCCCUCACUCACAACCUUCCCUCAUCUCCCUCACUCACACCUUCCCUCAUCUCCCUCACUCACACCUUCCCUCAUCUCCCUCACUCACACCUUCCCUCAUCUCCCUCACUCACACCUUCCCUCAUCUCCCUCACUCACACCUUCCCUCAUCUCCCUCACUCACACCUUCCCUCAUCUCCCUCACUCACACCUUCCCUCAUCUCCCUCACUCACACCUUCCCUAUCUCCCUCACUCACACCUUCCCUCAUCUCCCUCACUCACACCUUCCCUCAUCUCCCUCACUCACACCUUCCCUCAUCUCCCUCACUCACACCUUCCCUCAUCUCCCUCACUCACACCUUCCCUCAUCUCCCUCACUCACACCUUCCCUCAUCUCCCUCACUCACACCUUCCCUCAUCUCCCUCACUCACACCUUCCCUCAUCUCCCUCACUCACACCUUCCCUCAUCUCCCUCACUCACACCUUCCCUCAUCUCCCUCACUCACACCUUCCCUCAUCUCCCUCACUCACACCUUCCCUCAUCUCCCUCACUCACACCUUCCCUCAUCUCCCUCACUCACACCUUCCCUCAUCUCCCUCACUCACACCUUCCCUCAUCUCCCUCACUCACACCUUCCCUCAUCUCCCUCACUCACACCUUCCCUCAUCUCCCUCACUCACACCUUCCCUCAUCUCCCUCACUCACACCUUCCCUCAUCUCCCUCACUCACACCUUCCCUCAUCUCCCUCACUCACACCUUCCCUCAUCUCCCUCACUCACACCUUCCCUCAUCUCCCUCACUCACACCUUCCCUCAUCUCCCUCACUCACACCUUCCCUCAUCUCCCUCACUCACACCUUCCCUCAUCUCCCUCACUCACACCUUCCCUCAUCUCCCUCACUCACACCUUCCCUCAUCUCCCUCACUCACACCUUCCCUCAUCUCCCUCACUCACACCUUCCCUCAUCUCCCUCACUCACACCUUCCCUCAUCUCCCUCACUCACACCUUCCCUCAUCUCCCUCACUCACACCUUCCCUCAUCUCCCUCACUCACACCUUCCCUCAUCUCCCUCACUCACACCUUCCCUCAUCUCCCUCACUCACACCUUCCCUCAUCUCCCUCACUCACACCUUCCCUCAUCUCCCUCACUCACACCUUCCCUCAUCUCCCUCACUCACACCUUCCCUCAUCUCCCUCACUCACACCUUCCCUCAUCUCCCUCACUCACACCUUCCCUCAUCUCCCUCACUCACACCUUCCCUCAUCUCCCUCACUCACACCUUCCCUCAUCUCCCUCACUCACACCUUCCCUCAUCUCCCUCACUCACACCUUCCCUCAUCUCCCUCACUCACACCUUCCCUCAUCUCCCUCACUCACACCUUCCCUCAUCUCCCUCACUCACACCUUCCCUCAUCUCCCUCACUCACACCUUCCCUCAUCUCCCUCACUCACACCUUCCCUCAUCUCCCUCACUCACACCUUCCCUCAUCUCCCUCACUCACACCUUCCCUCAUCUCCCUCACUCACACCUUCCCUCAUCUCCCUCACUCACACCUUCCCUCAUCUCCCUCACUCACACCUUCCCUCAUCUCCCUCACUCACACCUUCCCUCAUCUCCCUCACUCACACCUUCCCUCAUCUCCCUCACUCACACCUUCCCUCAUCUCCCUCACUCACACCUUCCCUCAUCUCCCUCACUCACACCUUCCCUCAUCUCCCUCACUCACACCUUCCCUCAUCUCCCUCACUCACACCUUCCCUCAUCUCCCUCACUCACACCUUCCCUCAUCUCCCUCACUCACACCUUCCCUCAUCUCCCUCACUCACACCUUCCCUCAUCUCCCUCACUCACACCUUCCCUCAUCUCCCUCACUCACACCUUCCCUCAUCUCCCUCACUCACACCUUCCCUCAUCUCCCUCACUCACACCUUCCCUCAUCUCCCUCACUCACACCUUCCCUCAUCUCCCUCACUCACACCUUCCCUCAUCUCCCUCACUCACACCUUCCCUCAUCUCCCUCACUCACACCUUCCCUCAUCUCCCUCACUCACACCUUCCCUCAUCUCCCUCACUCACACCUUCCCUCAUCUCCCUCACUCACACCUUCCCUCAUCUCCCUCACUCACACCUUCCCUCAUCUCCCUCACUCACACCUUCCCUCAUCUCCCUCACUCACACCUUCCCUCAUCUCCCUCACUCACACCUUCCCUCAUCUCCCUCACUCACACCUUCCCUCAUCUCCCUCACUCACACCUUCCCUCAUCUCCCUCACUCACACCUUCCCUCAUCUCCCUCACUCACACCUUCCCUCAUCUCCCUCACUCACACCUUCCCUCAUCUCCCUCACUCACACCUUCCCUCAUCUCCCUCACUCACACCUUCCCUCAUCUCCCUCACUCACACCUUCCCUCAUCUCCCUCACUCACACCUUCCCUCAUCUCCCUCACUCACACCUUCCCUCAUCUCCCUCACUCACACCUUCCCUCAUCUCCCUCACUCACACCUUCCCUCAUCUCCCUCACUCACACCUUCCCUCAUCUCCCUCACUCACACCUUCCCUCAUCUCCCUCACUCACACCUUCCCUCAUCUCCCUCACUCACACCUUCCCUCAUCUCCCUCACUCACACCUUCCCUCAUCUCCCUCACUCACACCUUCCCUCAUCUCCCUCACUCACACCUUCCCUCAUCUCCCUCACUCACACCUUCCCUCAUCUCCCUCACUCACACCUUCCCUCAUCUCCCUCACUCACACCUUCCCUCAUCUCCCUCACUCACACCUUCCCUCAUCUCCCUCACUCACACCUUCCCUCAUCUCCCUCACUCACACCUUCCCUCAUCUCCCUCACUCACACCUUCCCUCAUCUCCCUCACUCACACCUUCCCUCAUCUCCCUCACUCACACCUUCCCUCAUCUCCCUCACUCACACCUUCCCUCAUCUCCCUCACUCACACCUUCCCUCAUCUCCCUCACUCACACCUUCCCUCAUCUCCCUCACUCACACCUUCCCUCAUCUCCCUCACUCACACCUUCCCUCAUCUCCCUCACUCACACCUUCCCUCAUCUCCCUCACUCACACCUUCCCUCAUCUCCCUCACUCACACCUUCCCUCAUCUCCCUCACUCACACCUUCCCUCAUCUCCCUCACUCACACCUUCCCUCAUCUCCCUCACUCACACCUUCCCUCAUCUCCCUCACUCACACCUUCCCUCAUCUCCCUCACUCACACCUUCCCUCAUCUCCCUCACUCACACCUUCCCUCAUCUCCCUCACUCACACCUUCCCUCAUCUCCCUCACUCACACCUUCCCUCAUCUCCCUCACUCACACCUUCCCUCAUCUCCCUCACUCACACCUUCCCUCAUCUCCCUCACUCACACCUUCCCUCAUCUCCCUCACUCACACCUUCCCUCAUCUCCCUCACUCACACCUUCCCUCAUCUCCCUCACUCACACCUUCCCUCAUCUCCCUCACUCACACCUUCCCUCAUCUCCCUCACUCACACCUUCCCUCAUCUCCCUCACUCACACCUUCCCUCAUCUCCCUCACUCACACCUUCCCUCAUCUCCCUCACUCACACCUUCCCUCAUCUCCCUCACUCACACCUUCCCUCAUCUCCCUCACUCACACCUUCCCUCAUCUCCCUCACUCACACCUUCCCUCAUCUCCCUCACUCACACCUUCCCUCAUCUCCCUCACUCACACCUUCCCUCAUCUCCCUCACUCACACCUUCCCUCAUCUCCCUCACUCACACCUUCCCUCAUCUCCCUCACUCACACCUUCCCUCAUCUCCCUCACUCACACCUUCCCUCAUCUCCCUCACUCACACCUUCCCUCAUCUCCCUCACUCACACCUUCCCUCAUCUCCCUCACUCACACCUUCCCUCAUCUCCCUCACUCACACCUUCCCUCAUCUCCCUCACUCACACCUUCCCUCAUCUCCCUCACUCACACCUUCCCUCAUCUCCCUCACUCACACCUUCCCUCAUCUCCCUCACUCACACCUUCCCUCAUCUCCCUCACUCACACCUUCCCUCAUCUCCCUCACUCACACCUUCCCUCAUCUCCCUCACUCACACCUUCCCUCAUCUCCCUCACUCACACCUUCCCUCAUCUCCCUCACUCACACCUUCCCUCAUCUCCCUCACUCACACCUUCCCUCAUCUCCCUCACUCACACCUUCCCUCAUCUCCCUCACUCACACCUUCCCUCAUCUCCCUCACUCACACCUUCCCUCAUCUCCCUCACUCACACCUUCCCUCAUCUCCCUCACUCACACCUUCCCUCAUCUCCCUCACUCACACCUUCCCUCAUCUCCCUCACUCACACCUUCCCUCAUCUCCCUCACUCACACCUUCCCUCAUCUCCCUCACUCACACCUUCCCUCAUCUCCCUCACUCACACCUUCCCUCAUCUCCCUCACUCACACCUUCCCUCAUCUCCCUCACUCACACCUUCCCUCAUCUCCCUCACUCACACCUUCCCUCAUCUCCCUCACUCACACCUUCCCUCAUCUCCCUCACUCACACCUUCCCUCAUCUCCCUCACUCACACCUUCCCUCAUCUCCCUCACUCACACCUUCCCUCAUCUCCCUCACUCACACCUUCCCUCAUCUCCCUCACUCACACCUUCCCUCAUCUCCCUCACUCACACCUUCCCUCAUCUCCCUCACUCACACCUUCCCUCAUCUCCCUCACUCACACCUUCCCUCAUCUCCCUCACUCACACCUUCCCUCAUCUCCCUCACUCACACCUUCCCUCAUCUCCCUCACUCACACCUUCCCUCAUCUCCCUCACUCACACCUUCCCUCAUCUCCCUCACUCACACCUUCCCUCAUCUCCCUCACUCACACCUUCCCUCAUCUCCCUCACUCACACCUUCCCUCAUCUCCCUCACUCACACCUUCCCUCAUCUCCCUCACUCACACCUUCCCUCAUCUCCCUCACUCACACCUUCCCUCAUCUCCCUCACUCACACCUUCCCUCAUCUCCCUCACUCACACCUUCCCUCAUCUCCCUCACUCACACCUUCCCUCAUCUCCCUCACUCACACCUUCCCUCAUCUCCCUCACUCACACCUUCCCUCAUCUCCCUCACUCACACCUUCCCUCAUCUCCCUCACUCACACCUUCCCUCAUCUCCCUCACUCACACCUUCCCUCAUCUCCCUCACUCACACCUUCCCUCAUCUCCCUCACUCACACCUUCCCUCAUCUCCCUCACUCACACCUUCCCUCAUCUCCCUCACUCACACCUUCCCUCAUCUCCCUCACUCACACCUUCCCUCAUCUCCCUCACUCACACCUUCCCUCAUCUCCCUCACUCACACCUUCCCUCAUCUCCCUCACUCACACCUUCCCUCAUCUCCCUCACUCACACCUUCCCUCAUCUCCCUCACUCACACCUUCCCUCAUCUCCCUCACUCACACCUUCCCUCAUCUCCCUCACUCACACCUUCCCUCAUCUCCCUCACUCACACCUUCCCUCAUCUCCCUCACUCACACCUUCCCUCAUCUCCCUCACUCACACCUUCCCUCAUCUCCCUCACUCACACCUUCCCUCAUCUCCCUCACUCACACCUUCCCUCAUCUCCCUCACUCACACCUUCCCUCAUCUCCCUCACUCACACCUUCCCUCAUCUCCCUCACUCACACCUUCCCUCAUCUCCCUCACUCACACCUUCCCUCAUCUCCCUCACUCACACCUUCCCUCAUCUCCCUCACUCACACCUUCCCUCAUCUCCCUCACUCACACCUUCCCUCAUCUCCCUCACUCACACCUUCCCUCAUCUCCCUCACUCACACCUUCCCUCAUCUCCCUCACUCACACCUUCCCUCAUCUCCCUCACUCACACCUUCCCUCAUCUCCCUCACUCACACCUUCCCUCAUCUCCCUCACUCACACCUUCCCUCAUCUCCCUCACUCACACCUUCCCUCAUCUCCCUCACUCACACCUUCCCUCAUCUCCCUCACUCACACCUUCCCUCAUCUCCCUCACUCACACCUUCCCUCAUCUCCCUCACUCACACCUUCCCUCAUCUCCCUCACUCACACCUUCCCUCAUCUCCCUCACUCACACCUUCCCUCAUCUCCCUCACUCACACCUUCCCUCAUCUCCCUCACUCACACCUUCCCUCAUCUCCCUCACUCACACCUUCCCUCAUCUCCCUCACUCACACCUUCCCUCAUCUCCCUCACUCACACCUUCCCUCAUCUCCCUCACUCACACCUUCCCUCAUCUCCCUCACUCACACCUUCCCUCAUCUCCCUCACUCACACCUUCCCUCAUCUCCCUCACUCACACCUUCCCUCAUCUCCCUCACUCACACCUUCCCUCAUCUCCCUCACUCACACCUUCCCUCAUCUCCCUCACUCACACCUUCCCUCAUCUCCCUCACUCACACCUUCCCUCAUCUCCCUCACUCACACCUUCCCUCAUCUCCCUCACUCACACCUUCCCUCAUCUCCCUCACUCACACCUUCCCUCAUCUCCCUCACUCACACCUUCCCUCAUCUCCCUCACUCACACCUUCCCUCAUCUCCCUCACUCACACCUUCCCUCAUCUCCCUCACUCACACCUUCCCUCAUCUCCCUCACUCACACCUUCCCUCAUCUCCCUCACUCACACCUUCCCUCAUCUCCCUCACUCACACCUUCCCUCAUCUCCCUCACUCACACCUUCCCUCAUCUCCCUCACUCACACCUUCCCUCAUCUCCCUCACUCACACCUUCCCUCAUCUCCCUCACUCACACCUUCCCUCAUCUCCCUCACUCACACCUUCCCUCAUCUCCCUCACUCACACCUUCCCUCAUCUCCCUCACUCACACCUUCCCUCAUCUCCCUCACUCACACCUUCCCUCAUCUCCCUCACUCACACCUUCCCUCAUCUCCCUCACUCACACCUUCCCUCAUCUCCCUCACUCACACCUUCCCUCAUCUCCCUCACUCACACCUUCCCUCAUCUCCCUCACUCACACCUUCCCUCAUCUCCCUCACUCACACCUUCCCUCAUCUCCCUCACUCACACCUUCCCUCAUCUCCCUCACUCACACCUUCCCUCAUCUCCCUCACUCACACCUUCCCUCAUCUCCCUCACUCACACCUUCCCUCAUCUCCCUCACUCACACCUUCCCUCAUCUCCCUCACUCACACCUUCCCUCAUCUCCCUCACUCACACCUUCCCUCAUCUCCCUCACUCACACCUUCCCUCAUCUCCCUCACUCACACCUUCCCUCAUCUCCCUCACUCACACCUUCCCUCAUCUCCCUCACUCACACCUUCCCUCAUCUCCCUCACUCACACCUUCCCUCAUCUCCCUCACUCACACCUUCCCUCAUCUCCCUCACUCACACCUUCCCUCAUCUCCCUCACUCACACCUUCCCUCAUCUCCCUCACUCACACCUUCCCUCAUCUCCCUCACUCACACCUUCCCUCAUCUCCCUCACUCACACCUUCCCUCAUCUCCCUCACUCACACCUUCCCUCAUCUCCCUCACUCACACCUUCCCUCAUCUCCCUCACUCACACCUUCCCUCAUCUCCCUCACUCACACCUUCCCUCAUCUCCCUCACUCACACCUUCCCUCAUCUCCCUCACUCACACCUUCCCUCAUCUCCCUCACUCACACCUUCCCUCAUCUCCCUCACUCACACCUUCCCUCAUCUCCCUCACUCACACCUUCCCUCAUCUCCCUCACUCACACCUUCCCUCAUCUCCCUCACUCACACCUUCCCUCAUCUCCCUCACUCACACCUUCCCUCAUCUCCCUCACUCACACCUUCCCUCAUCUCCCUCACUCACACCUUCCCUCAUCUCCCUCACUCACACCUUCCCUCAUCUCCCUCACUCACACCUUCCCUCAUCUCCCUCACUCACACCUUCCCUCAUCUCCCUCACUCACACCUUCCCUCAUCUCCCUCACUCACACCUUCCCUCAUCUCCCUCACUCACACCUUCCCUCAUCUCCCUCACUCACACCUUCCCUCAUCUCCCUCACUCACACCUUCCCUCAUCUCCCUCACUCACACCUUCCCUCAUCUCCCUCACUCACACCUUCCCUCAUCUCCCUCACUCACACCUUCCCUCAUCUCCCUCACUCACACCUUCCCUCAUCUCCCUCACUCACACCUUCCCUCAUCUCCCUCACUCACACCUUCCCUCAUCUCCCUCACUCACACCUUCCCUCAUCUCCCUCACUCACACCUUCCCUCAUCUCCCUCACUCACACCUUCCCUCAUCUCCCUCACUCACACCUUCCCUCAUCUCCCUCACUCACACCUUCCCUCAUCUCCCUCACUCACACCUUCCCUCAUCUCCCUCACUCACACCUUCCCUCAUCUCCCUCACUCACACCUUCCCUCAUCUCCCUCACUCACACCUUCCCUCAUCUCCCUCACUCACACCUUCCCUCAUCUCCCUCACUCACACCUUCCCUCAUCUCCCUCACUCACACCUUCCCUCAUCUCCCUCACUCACACCUUCCCUCAUCUCCCUCACUCACACCUUCCCUCAUCUCCCUCACUCACACCUUCCCUCAUCUCCCUCACUCACACCUUCCCUCAUCUCCCUCACUCACACCUUCCCUCAUCUCCCUCACUCACACCUUCCCUCAUCUCCCUCACUCACACCUUCCCUCAUCUCCCUCACUCACACCUUCCCUCAUCUCCCUCACUCACACCUUCCCUCAUCUCCCUCACUCACACCUUCCCUCAUCUCCCUCACUCACACCUUCCCUCAUCUCCCUCACUCACACCUUCCCUCAUCUCCCUCACUCACACCUUCCCUCAUCUCCCUCACUCACACCUUCCCUCAUCUCCCUCACUCACACCUUCCCUCAUCUCCCUCACUCACACCUUCCCUCAUCUCCCUCACUCACACCUUCCCUCAUCUCCCUCACUCACACCUUCCCUCAUCUCCCUCACUCACACCUUCCCUCAUCUCCCUCACUCACACCUUCCCUCAUCUCCCUCACUCACACCUUCCCUCAUCUCCCUCACUCACACCUUCCCUCAUCUCCCUCACUCACACCUUCCCUCAUCUCCCUCACUCACACCUUCCCUCAUCUCCCUCACUCACACCUUCCCUCAUCUCCCUCACUCACACCUUCCCUCAUCUCCCUCACUCACACCUUCCCUCAUCUCCCUCACUCACACCUUCCCUCAUCUCCCUCACUCACACCUUCCCUCAUCUCCCUCACUCACACCUUCCCUCAUCUCCCUCACUCACACCUUCCCUCAUCUCCCUCACUCACACCUUCCCUCAUCUCCCUCACUCACACCUUCCCUCAUCUCCCUCACUCACACCUUCCCUCAUCUCCCUCACUCACACCUUCCCUCAUCUCCCUCACUCACACCUUCCCUCAUCUCCCUCACUCACACCUUCCCUCAUCUCCCUCACUCACACCUUCCCUCAUCUCCCUCACUCACACCUUCCCUCAUCUCCCUCACUCACACCUUCCCUCAUCUCCCUCACUCACACCUUCCCUCAUCUCCCUCACUCACACCUUCCCUCAUCUCCCUCACUCACAUCAGAUCUACCCCAACGCGAGCUGGUGGAAGAAGGACAUGACGCUCAUUCUCAAGGGCCCCGCUCUCUCCCACGGCGACGUGCGCUGCCUCGAUCCCCCCGCGUGCUCGCAACUCGACCUCACCUACCGCCUCUGGGACGUGGGGGAGUACAGGUGCGUAAUAAAGGGGUUAUUAGUGGUUGGAAUGGGUUGGACUGGGUGGGCAUGGUUUAACUCGACCCCCCCGCCUGCUCCCAGCUCGCCCGCACCUACCGCCUCUGGGACGUGGGGCAGUACAGGUGCGUGCCAAAGGGUGGAGAGGGAGGGGUGGGAAUGGGUGGGAAUGGGUGGGAAUGGGCUGGAAUGGGUGUACGGUCAGUCAUCACUAGUACAGGCAGUCGUGGGGGCACAGCAGAGGGCAUGGUUCGGUUCGGUUCAACUUGUCCCCCCCGCCUGCUCCCAGCUCGACCUGACCUACCGUCUCUGGGACGUGGGGCGGUGCAGGUGCGUGCCAGGGGGUGGGAAUGGGUGGAAACGGGUUGAAAUGGGUGUUAUGUCGAUCAUCACUGUGGCACAGCAGAGGGCAUGA